Rodentolepis nana is the source of this 2580-nucleotide messenger RNA. Lineage: Eukaryota; Metazoa; Platyhelminthes; Cestoda; Cyclophyllidea; Hymenolepididae. The record is from the annotation of a GenBank genome assembly.
AUGACAUCUGAGUCGCCUGAUUCUAUAACGGCAAAAACAGCAACGAACAAACUUUUGAAUCAAGAAGGAGGCGAAGAAGACAGUGGUAGUGGUGAGGAUAAAGAGGGAACCUUAACAACGGAACAGCAAAAAAGAUGUAAGGUCAACGACAACGCCGUGAGCAAUCCUUCGUCAGCGUUGACUACUAUCGCCAAGGGGAGCCCAGAAGAAAGGACACCUUCGACUCAAUGCUCUGCUUCUGGCCCUCCUCCACUCAGUGUGAACUCUUUUCUCACUUCUCCCCAUCCAAGUCCCCCUAAAGAGAGCGCCACUUUGGGAGGUGUUUCGGAGUCUUCGUCAAUGGCUGCAGCUACAGCGGAAAGAGGAAGCAGCUCGAAUUCCGUGUCUGUAGCCGUCUCUAAAUCUCUUCCUGAAACGCACAAUCUUCCUAAUAUGACUCACGCUCCUUAUUCUGCGGUGCCCCAGGUCUCUGGCUGUCUUCUGCCUUCCUUUGAACCCUCAAACCCACUUUCUUCUUCGGCAUUCCUUUCGCAACCGGACUUAGUCAAAGAAGGACAAGACAAGGCCCGAAACGAGUCGAGACGAUGCGACAUUGUGGCCGUUGCAGCACCCACCGGUGACAUCAAUUUAAUGCUUCUUAGUCACGCGUGUUCGGCGCCGGUCAUCUCGAGACUCCCCCGGACACCAGGUUCGACCUGGAAAUCAGUGCCGCAACCGUCUCAGGAAGUGGUCCAGGCUGCUGCGGAGGCAUUCAGUGCUGUUCGGAACUGGUUUGUAGGUCCGUCUUCCAGAGCAUCAGAAACCGCGAGGUCAAUUAGCGGAACUCCGAGUCCCCUCCUCCCCUCAUCAGUCCAUCCACAGUCUGGAAAUCCUGGGGCCUUUCUGCCCACUUCUCCCACUUCUUGGGGUUUGGGGGGGCUACCUGGUGGCUUUCCUCCCCAUCCUGGCCACCGCAGCAGCGGAUUCGUGCCAACCUCCUCCGGAUCCAGGACAACUCCGUUGAGUGGUGGAGGAAGUUAUCUUCGCGGUGGAAAGAAACGAUCCCAUUCGCAAUCCUCCGUCAACGACCUGGACAUUCCCAGCCUCACUCGGAGCUCGCAGGGCUCUCUCAACAUGCUUCAGGCCAUGCAGACAUCUCGCAGUGGAGUCUCUAGUAUGGGAGGCUCUUACGGUCAUCUCUCUGCCGCAUCACUAGGCGCGAGUCCUGUGCCAAUGUUUGGAAGGCGGGCGAGCAAUAACAGCACAGAUAACAAUUCCGUUUUUGGCAAUUCACCUGGAGGAGUUGGAGGUUUUCGCCCCACAACUCCUUCCUCGGCGGGCAAUUUUCGACGCAAGGCAGCAGGUAGCCUCACACCCCGUAGUAGUAUGCCACACCCCCGAGCAACACCACCCAACACGGGUAGCACCAGCAGUGGCGGGGUCCCCUCAAUGAUGCCUUCAGCCUCCGCCUCAUUCCUCUUCCCUCCUCCACCACCUCCUCCUCCGCCUCCGCCUGGAGCCACGCAACAGCAACCGUCUUCGUCUUCCUCUACGGCUGUCAACACAUUCCCUCCAUCCGCAUUCCAUGGUUGCUCUUCUCACUCCUCGCUCGAUAGAAAAACCUCCAGGUACUUACCCAAUGGGUGUGUGUCCCAAGUUCGCUUUUCUACUUCUACUACUUCUGUUGCUGUUGCUCAGCUACUUCAUCGGCCCUUUGAUGAUGAUGUGGAUGCCCAAUUUCCCCAUUUAAUCCUUCUUUUUUUCCCUAUAGACGAUGCACAUAAAGAGGCUCAGAACAGCUCUGCAGUGGCUGCUAUGGCUUUCGCCGCAGCAGCUGCAGCCGCUGUUGCUGCUAAUUUUGGGACAGGAACCUCAGGGGGGCCGCACCAAAUGGGGUGGGUGGGCAGUCAUCCCAAGACUUCUGAUUCAAACUCCGCUUCAGCAGCUGCCACCAGCUCCUCUUCUAACGGCUCUUCACCUGCGUCUGCACCGGGCGUUGGACCACCUCUCUUCCCCCGGAAGCCCCCCUCCACCCAAUCUGGUCCUCCGACCAACUUUAUGCUCUCGCCGCAAGCUAUGAUGCUCUAUCACAACGCCCUGCAUAAGUCCUCAAACACCGGUGCUUCUUUCUACGGAGGUCGAACACAGCCUCCUCCUCCACCUCCCAAUUAUUCAGAUCCUUUCCAGGCGCCUAAUUACGACUGUUGGUUGAAUCGAGGAGGAAAGGGCUACGGCGUUCGCAAGGACAUGCCUUCCUCUCAAACCGCAAACACUAAUGGAAAUUCUGCCUCCAACAUCGUUACAAUUAAAGGAGAGGACCUCUCAUCGUCUGUUUCUUCCUCCACCGCCAAGUCCAUGAAAGUGGAAGGUGGUGGCGGGGCUUCAGUAUCUGCUUUGCUGGCUGGAGAUGAAGCGGGAUGUUCAGAUUACGAGGAGGAGUUGAUGGACGAAGAUGGUAGAAUUCCUCAAGAAGGAGAUCCUGAUUUUGUCGAGACAACUUGCCGAUGGGGCAAUUGUCAAUGCCAAUUCGAAUCGCAAGACGAACUUGUCAAGGUGAGUGACGUGCCUGUGUUUGCAUCUCUUGUCUCGAAUUCGUACUAA